ACAAUUUUCAGUUGUCACAAUGACAUUUGCAUAACCUACAAAUUCGCAGAAAAAGUAUUAUUUACUGAAAGAAAAUGUCUAAAAUAACAAGUUUAAUCAACUUUAUAUCGAAGAGGAGCAUUUCGGUGUCAGCUCCGAGAGAAGGCAAAAGGAAUUUCAGAAAAUUUGUGAUCGCCAAUAAGAGAGGUUCGCGUAUCCAUCGUAAACAGCAGAUGACUGAAAACAGGGAGUUGGAGGUUGAUAGGCGAGGAGUUCGUGAUGUAGGAUACGAGUUAAACGGCCGCUUUGUCACCGUACCUGAGAUGAUACCAGAAAUAAUCGUUCCAGAUUUGAAAGACUGCGAUUUAAAGCCUUACGUUUCGUACAAGGCCGCUGAUGUUAUUCAGAGCGAGUUUACGCCUCAGCAACUGUUUGACGCUGUGUAUAUGAAGAAGAUCGUAACUGAUUAUAAAGCUGGGAAGUUGGAUGAAGAUGGUUUCCCUCUUGAGCCAUCAGAGGAAGAAAAGUUACAGCCUGAUGAAGCAGUACGGAGGGCUAAGAGAACUGGCUCAGAUAUAUUUUAGUGUGCUUGGAAGUUUUGUAGUGUAGCUUUAUUAUAGAUAAGAUUAUUGAAUAAAUAUUAUUAAAUUGUU
Molecule: messenger RNA, 632 nt
Organism: Helicoverpa armigera (cotton bollworm)
Lineage: Eukaryota; Metazoa; Arthropoda; Insecta; Lepidoptera; Noctuidae
Gene: mRpL41
Product: large ribosomal subunit protein mL41
Exons: 1
Coding region: 75-563 (162 amino acids)
Biological process (GO): translation
Cellular component (GO): mitochondrial large ribosomal subunit
Molecular function (GO): structural constituent of ribosome
Source: RefSeq, a predicted model, not a curated record